AUGAUCAUCAACUCAUCAAUUUCAUCUACUGAUCGUGCCUCUUAUUCAUUAAUAUCCACACUCCUCCUCCUCCUCCUCUUCUUCUUCUUCUUCUUCUUUUUCUUCUUCUUCUUCUUUCUAAAUAUUUCUCUUACAUUGGUAGUUUUCUUUCUUUCUUUCUGUCAUUCUUUCUUUCUGUCUGUCUUUCUUUCCGAAAAAAAAUACUUGUCUUUUUUUCUCUCUUUCUUUCGUUCUCUGGUUCUGGCUUUCUUUCUCUCUUUCUCUCUUUCUUUCUUUCUUUCUUUCUUUCGUUCUGUCGCCCUUUCUUUCUCACAAACACACUUCUCUCUUUCUUUUUCACAACCACACUUGUCUCUUUCUUUCCCACAAACCCACCCAUCUCUUUCUUUCGUUUCUCUCCCUUUCUUUCUUUCUUUCUUUCUUUCUUUCUUUCUUUCUUUCUUUCUUUUCUGCACUCUUUACUUUCCCUUCUUUUCCUUAUUAUUUUUACUUUUUGUUUAA
This is a messenger RNA of Acanthosepion pharaonis, 501 nucleotides long. The record is from the annotation of a GenBank genome assembly. Lineage: Eukaryota; Metazoa; Mollusca; Cephalopoda; Sepiida; Sepiidae.